AUGAUUUUUCCAAGAGUGCACUUCAAACCACACAUGCUACAUGGUGCUCCUCCCGGAAUGUUAGGGCUGGCUUCGAAAUCCGGGUGGAUGAACAAUGAGUUGUUCGUAGAUGUACUGAAACACUUCAUUAAGCAUAGUAAUAGUUCCAAAGAAAAUCCGUCCAUGCUUUUGUACGAUAAUCACGAGAGUCAUAUUUAUCUGUCUGCUAUGAACAUCGCGAAAGAAAAUGGUAUAACAGUGAUCACAUUCCCCCCAAGCUCAACCCACAAACUCCAGCCUCUGGAUGUUGGGGUUUUUAAAGCAUUUCAAGCCUAUUAUUCCAGAGCAAUUGACAGUUGGAUGAUGCACCACCCAGGGCAGACGAUGUCUAUUUACGAAGUAGCUCACUGCGUUGGCCAGGCGCACGAAAAGUGCGUGGAACUAUCCAGGAACUAUCACUAA
Messenger RNA from Leptinotarsa decemlineata (Colorado potato beetle), 441 nucleotides. RefSeq lists its product as uncharacterized. Lineage: Eukaryota; Metazoa; Arthropoda; Insecta; Coleoptera; Chrysomelidae. Gene Ontology annotation, molecular function: DNA binding. The record is from RefSeq and is a predicted model, not a curated record. Gene Ontology annotation, cellular component: nucleus.